Messenger RNA from Maudiozyma saulgeensis, 927 nucleotides. The record is from the annotation of a GenBank genome assembly. NCBI's taxonomy places the organism in Eukaryota, Fungi, Ascomycota, Saccharomycetes, Saccharomycetales, Saccharomycetaceae.
AUGAUGCAGAUAGAUCGCACCAUAACCUUGUUGAAGCAAGGAAAACAUAUUACAGAGGAAGCUGUGUAUUCACUUUGUUUGAAGUCACAGGAGUUGUUAAUGACGGAGGCUAAUGUUACCCAUGUCGACACACCUGUAACUAUAUGUGGGGAUAUUCACGGUCAGUUACAUGAUCUUUUAACAUUAUUUGAUAAAAGUGGUGGUGUUGAGAAAACGCGAUAUAUAUUUUUAGGUGAUUUUGUAGAUAGAGGUUUUUAUUCCUUAGAAUCAUUCCUAUUGUUGAUAUGUUACAAACUGAAAUACCCUGAUAGAAUCACACUUAUAAGAGGAAAUCACGAAACGCGUCAAAUUACUAAAGUUUAUGGAUUUUAUGACGAAAUUAUGAGAAAAUAUGGGAAUAGUAACGUUUGGCGAUAUUGUUGUGAAGUAUUUGAUUAUUUGUCUCUUGGUGCAAUUAUUAAUAAUAAUAUAUUUUGUGUUCAUGGUGGCCUUUCACCCGAUGUUUCUACAAUAGAUGAAAUAAGAGCAAUAGAUAGAAAACAAGAAGUACCACAUGAAGGUGCUAUGUGUGAUUUACUUUGGAGUGACCCUGAUGAUGUUGAAAAAUGGUCCUUAUCGCCAAGAGGUGCAGGUUUUGUCUUUGGUCAAAAUGAAGUGAAUCAGUUCCUACACACAAAUAAUGUUGAAUUAAUAGCGCGUGCACAUCAAUUAGUAAUGGAAGGUUAUAAAGAAAUGUUUGAUGGUGGAUUAGUUACUGUUUGGUCAGCACCUAAUUAUUGUUAUAGAUGUGGAAAUGUGGCCGCUGUAUUGAGAAUUGAAGAUGAUCUACAAAGGAACUAUACCAUUUUUGACGCGGUUCAACCUCAAGACGGAGUAGGGAAUGCAAUAAUUCCUACAAAAAAAUCACAAAUGGAUUAUUUCUUGUAA